GGCGAAGCAUUUGGCUCAACUGGAGCUCGACUUGGAGCAAUCGGAGACUCUGACGGGCAGUGCAGCAGCGGCUGCCUUCCUUGACCGCCUGGCCUGCCUCGAGGUGCGCAUCCCCGGCCUUGCUCAGACGCUGACGGAGCUGCGCUUGGGCCAUCUGCCCCAUGGCGGACACCACUUGGGCCCCGCGGGAAAACCAGCCACCGUCAGCCUCCUCAGUUUGAUCUCAUUGCACCAACAACACCAACAUGAACAAGAACCGGAACAGUCGCCGAUCCUCGGGGCACCGUUGAUCGUGGGAGAGCUGCCGGUACAGGCGGAGGCCUCGAUGAAGGCGAAGAUGCACGAGGUAGAGGACCGACUUGCCCGUUGUCGCCUGCUCUGUCAGCGCUUCCGGGAGCGUGAUGCCAAGGCGAUGGCACGUCGU
Messenger RNA from Protopolystoma xenopodis, 424 nucleotides. NCBI's taxonomy places the organism in Eukaryota, Metazoa, Platyhelminthes, Monogenea, Polystomatidea, Polystomatidae. The record is from the annotation of a GenBank genome assembly.